AUGAAUUCGUCAGAUUCAAUUAAUGAUUCGUCAAAUGCACAUUGUAAAUAUGAUAUUAAAUGUAAAAAAUCCGUUACAAAUCAUUGUCAAGGAUGUGGAGAAAUGUUUUGUAAGGAUCAUUAUUUAGAACAUCGAAAGAAACUUCAGGAACAAUUUAAAAAUAUAAUGUCUGAAUUAGAUUUAUUGAAACAAAAAUGGAAAUCGUUAACAUCUGAUAUGUCAACAGAUAUUGCAUUAGAUCGAAUCAAUGAAAUUUAUGAAUAUAGUUUAAAAUCGGAUCAAGUAGAAAAAACAGCAACCAUGGUACAACAACAAUUACAAAAUUUAAUUAAUGAAAAGAAACAAUCGGUUCUAAUGAUAAGUAAAUCAAAAUUUGAUCAAAAUGAUUAUUUAGAAAAUGUUAUUGAACAAUUAAAAGAAAAUAUUGAAGAAUUAAAAUUGAAAUUAGAAGAAAUAAAUAAUGAACAAUCUCAAACAAUAGAAUCAUUAGCAAUAAAUAAUGAUUCAAGAAAAGAAAAAUAUCCUGUUAAAUUAUAUGUUAAUAAUUCAAGAAAAAAUAUUACAGAUAGUACUCCAACAUUGUCUGAUCUAGUCAUCAAACGAUCAAAUUCAUCGAAUGUAGAUUUAGAAGAAAAUGAAACUGUUCCAAAUGAAACACAUCUCGAAGAACAAGAAGAAGAUGAUAAAGAUGAUGGAGAGGAAAUCGUAGUAUUUCUAAAUUCUAAUACAGAAUUACAAAUUAAUCAUAAAGUACGUUUUUCAAAUAAUAUUGUUCGUUGGCUUCGAGGUCCUUUUAAAACCAUGGUUAAGGGUCUAAUGAGUUCGGUUGAUUUAUGUGCACAAGGAACACAUAUGAGUGAAUAUGUUUUAGAAGCAGUAAAAAAAGGAUUAACAAAACAAAAUCAAAAUUUAAAAAAACCCAUAAUUACGAAUAGUUCUAUCAAACCAACAUUUACUGAAAUUACAUCGGAUUGGAAAUUAGAAGAAUCAAAUUCUAAUGAAGGUUAUAGUAGUGCAAGCUUAUGGAUGCGUAAUCCUCAAGGUCAACGAAUUCUAGUUAAAAUACAACAGCUUGCAUUAUGUGCUGCUAAUGAAUGGUUAGCUUAUGUUCUAGGUAAAGAACUUGGUUUACCUGUUAAUGAAGUACAAAUUGCAAUUUAUGAAAAUAAAUUAGCAACUUUACAUACUGAUGCUCAGGAUGAAGGUGAAAAAACUCUUACAUUAUUAGAAUUACCAAGAAAUAAACGAAAAAUCUUAUUAACUUAUCCAAUAAUGGAACAAAUGGAUAUAUUUGAUCAUAUUAUACAAAAUGCGGAUCGUAAUCAACAAAAUAUUUUAAUUACAAUACCAGAAACAGAUGAUAUUACUAAUGAUAAUGAUGAUUCGAUGAAAGGAAAGAUAUAUUUAAUUGAUCAUGCUAGUAGUUUUGGUAUGGGACAAGUUAGUGGAAUUAAUACUAUGGCUUCAAAAUUUCAUACUAAUCGUUUUUCAGUAGUUAAAUUUGAUCCGGUACAGAAAUCAAAAAAGUUUGAAGAAUAUCUCAAUAAAUUACCAGUAGAAGAUCGACCUGUUAUUAGUGAAAUAUUAAGCCGUUUUGCAUCCGUUACUGAUGAACAAUUUGAUAGCUGGAUUACAGAAAUGCAAGAUUUCUUAUCGGUUGGUCAAUAUAAUCGAAUAUAUUCUGUUUUACGUCGACAACGUGAUAUCGCAAAACGUUAUGCAGCCCAAUGGAAUAUUUCUUCUACAUCUUUAAGUACAAAAUCAAACAAAACAGACGAAAAAUAA
Molecule: messenger RNA, 1785 nt
Organism: Adineta steineri
Lineage: Eukaryota; Metazoa; Rotifera; Eurotatoria; Adinetida; Adinetidae
Source: the annotation of a GenBank genome assembly